AUGCUUAUCGUUCUUCUUUGUUCACAAGCACGAGUUUUGAAAACCUUUUGUUCUUUAACAUUUCUUCAUGAUACUCUCUUUUAUUUCAUUCUCCUUUUCAUCAUUUCAUUCUCUUUUUCGUUUUUCUCCCCCACCCUGUGUCUUUUGUUUUGUUUGUCACUUUUCAUUCUGCUCACUUUAAUUAUCACAAGGUUCAUUUGUUUUAUUAUUUUCCCUUUCUUUUACUUCCUCUCUCUUCCUAUUAGUCUUUCUUUUACUUCCUCUCUCUUCCUAUUAUUCUUUCUUUUAUUUCCUCACUUUUCCUAUUAUACUUUCUUUUACUUCCUCUCUUUUUCUGCUAUUCUUUCUUUUAUUUCCUCUCUCUUCCUAUUUUUCUUUUACUUCCUCUCUCUUCCUAUUAUUCUUUCUUUUACUUCCUCUCUCUUACUAUUACUCUUUCUUUUACAUCCUGUCCUUUUCUAUUAUUAUUUCUUUUACUUCCUCUCUUUUUCUAUUAAUUUUACUUUUACUUCCUCUCUUUUUCUAUUAAUUUUUCUUUUACUUCCUCUCUCUUCCUAUUAUUCUUUCUUUUACUUCCUCUCUCUUACUAUUAUCUUUCUUUUACAUCCUGUCCUUUUCUAUUAUUAUUUCUUUUAUUUCCUCUCUUUUUCUAUUAUUUUUCUUUUAUUUCCUCUCUCUUCUUAUUAUGCUUUUACUUUCUCUCUCUCUCUCUCUCUCUCUCUCUAUUAUUCUUUCUUUUACUUCCUCUCUCUUCCUAUUAUUCUUUCUUUUACUUCCUCUCUUUUUCUGCUAUUCUUUCUUUUAUUUCCUCUCUCUUCCUAUUAUUCUUUCUUUUACUUCCUCUCUCUUCCUAUUAUUCUUUCUUUUACUUCCUCUCUCUUCCUAUUAUUCUUUCUUUUACUUCCUCACUUUUCCUAUUAUACUUUCUUUUACUUCCUCUCUUUUUCUGCUAUUCUUUCUUUUAUUUCCUCUCUCUUCCUAUUUUUCUUUUUUACUUCCUCUCUUUCCUAUUAUUCUUUCUUUUACUUCUCUCUUUACUAUUACUCUUUCUUUUUACAUCCUGUCCUUUUCUAUUAUUAUUUCUUUUACUUCCUCUCUUUUUCUAUUAAUUUUUCUUUUACUUCCUCUCUCUUCCUAUUAUUCUUUCUUUUACUUCCUCUCUCUUACUAUUAUCUUUCUUUUACAUCCUGUCCUUUUCUAUUAUUAUUUCUUUUAUUUCCUCUCUUUUUCUAUUAUUUUUCUUUUAUUUCCUCUCUCUUCCUAUUAUUCUUUUACUUUCUCUCUCUCUCUCUCUCUAUUAUUCUUUCUUUUACUUCCUCUCUCUUCCUAUUAUUCUUUCUUUUACUUCCUCUCUCUUACUAUUACUCUUUCUUUUACAUCCUGUCCUUUUCUAUUAUUUUUUCUUUUAUUUCCUCACUCUUCCUAUUAUUCUUUUACUUUCUCUCUCUCCCUCUCUAUUAUUCUUUCUUUUACUUCCUCACUUUUCCCAUUAUUCUUUUUAUUUAA
Messenger RNA from Acanthosepion pharaonis, 1506 nucleotides. Lineage: Eukaryota; Metazoa; Mollusca; Cephalopoda; Sepiida; Sepiidae. The record is from the annotation of a GenBank genome assembly.